Messenger RNA from Cicer arietinum (chickpea), 914 nucleotides. RefSeq names its product CASP-like protein 4B4. NCBI's taxonomy places the organism in Eukaryota, Viridiplantae, Streptophyta, Magnoliopsida, Fabales, Fabaceae. The record is from RefSeq and is a predicted model, not a curated record.
UAAUAACUUCAAUAACUUCCAUAACCAAUCACUAGCACGACACAACAACCUUAAAAUUCAUUUCUAAAUAAAAACAAACAAAACAACACUACACAAAUAUUGUGCAUAUCUUUGUCUUUGAGCCUCCUUAUUACUUUCUCAUUUUUUAGUUCAUUGUAUUUUCAAUUUCAAACUUGUGACUCCAAAAUAGUGUCAUAGAUUUCUAAAUGGAGAUGUUGGCGUCUAAUGAUUCACAAGUAAAGGUAGACACAAAGUCGGAGCCAUCGAUGGGUGGCGGCCGCCACGUCGGGAUCGUACAACGGUGGAAGGUGGAGGAUUCACUCAAGAGAUACACUUUGGGAUUUAGAGUAGUUACUCUAUUUUUCUCUUUAGUUUCCUUUCUCCUCAUGGCAAGUAACAAUCAUGGUGGUUGGAGAAACUUUUACAACUACGAAGAGUAUAGGUAUUUGCUGGCAGGGGGGAUAAUUUCUAUUUUGUACACUGGAGGCCAAGUGUUUCGUCAAAUUCAUGAACUUUCCACUGGAAAUCACUUACUUCGAGCUACAACUACAACUGUGAUUGAUUUUGUUGGAGAUCAGGGAAUAUCAUAUCUGUUGAUAUCAUCAGCAUCCACAUCAAUUACCAUAACAAAUAGAAUGAGGGAAGUUAUAGAUGAUGUAUUUACAGACUCUUCAACUGCAUCCAUUUCAAUGUUAUUUUUUGCCUUUUUAUGUCUUGCAAUAUCAGCCAUCAUAUCAGGAUACAGAUUAUCAGCCCAAAAUUAUAUAUGAUGUUGCACUAAAUUUUAUCCUAUAUCAACUUUCAUCCUUUUAUAAUUUAUUUCUAAAUAAAAUACAUUUAUCUAUAAAUUUGUGUAAGGAGGUGAUUUAAAUAUUUGUGUAAUGCUACAAUGAGAUUCUACUUGUUUCAUGCAA